Molecule: messenger RNA, 2570 nt
Organism: Aplysia californica (California sea hare)
Lineage: Eukaryota; Metazoa; Mollusca; Gastropoda; Aplysiida; Aplysiidae
Product: T-complex protein 1 subunit beta
Exons: 16
Coding region: 90-1691 (533 amino acids)
Biological process (GO): protein folding
Cellular component (GO): chaperonin-containing T-complex; cytosol
Molecular function (GO): ATP-dependent protein folding chaperone; ATP binding; ATP hydrolysis activity
Source: RefSeq, a predicted model, not a curated record
UCCUGACUUCUUACUUCCGGCGCCGUUAACGACAAACAGCGUGUUUUGUUCAUAAUAUUCUUAGAUUGCUCCUGGUUUAAACAGCAACUAUGAUGUCAUUAAAUCCAGUACAGAUUUUGAAAUAUGGAGCUGAGGAGGAGAAGUCUGAAACGGCGAGAAUGUCGUCAUUUGUAGGUGCCAUUGCUAUUGGUGACCUUGUGAAGAGUACUCUUGGACCAAAAGGGAUGGACAAAAUCCUUCAGACCAGUUCCAACAAUGAGACAAUUCAAGUGACAAAUGAUGGGGCAACUAUUCUCAAAGCUAUUGGUGUGGAUAACCCAGCAGCAAAGGUUUUGGUCGACAUUUCUAAAGUGCAGGAUGAUGAAGUGGGUGAUGGAACAACAUCGGUUGUUGUCUUUGCUUGUGAACUGUUGAAGGAGGCAGAGAGCUUAGUUUCCCAGAAGAUUCAUCCUCAGACCAUCAUUUCCGGCUGGAGGAAGGCAGUAGACGUUGCCCGCCAGGCUCUCACCGACGCUGCAAGUGACCAUGGGAAGGAUCCAGUGAAGUUCCGGGAAGAUCUGAUGAACAUCGCCAGGACUACCCUCAGCUCCAAGAUCCUCACCCAACACAAGGAUAUGUUUGCCAAUUUAGCUGUUGAAUCAGUUCUCAGGCUUAAGGGAAGUGGGAACCUGGAUGCUAUUCAACUGAUCAAGAAACUGGGAGGAAAUCUCUCUGACUCGUAUCUCGAUGAAGGCUUUCUCCUUGACAAGAAGGUGGGUGUGAAUCAGCCCAAGAGGAUCGAGAAUGCUAAAAUUCUGAUUGCCAAUACCCCCAUGGACACUGACAAAAUCAAAGUGUUUGGCUCUCGGGUUCGUGUGGAUGCUGUGUCUAAAGUGGCUCAACUGGAGCUUGCCGAAAAGGAGAAAAUGAAGCUCAAAGUGGAAAAAAUAUUGAAACAUGGAUGCAGUGUGUUUAUCAACAGACAACUGAUCUACAAUUACCCCGAGCAGCUGUUCUCUGAUGCUGGAGUCAUGGCUAUAGAGCAUGCAGAUUUUGAAGGCGUUGAAAGAUUAGCUUUAGUCACAGGUGGUGAAAUUGUCUCGACCUUCGACUGCCCAGAGAAAGUCAAACUUGGAACAUGUGAUCUGAUUGAGGAAGUCAUGAUUGGAGAGGACAAACUGCUGAAGUUCUCAGGUGUUGCCCUUGGAGAAGCCUGUACCAUCGUGCUGCGAGGUGCCACUCAACAGAUCCUGGAUGAGGCUGACCGAUCCCUGCACGACGCCUUGUGUGUCCUGUCACAGACGGUCAAAGAAACCCGCACAGUCUAUGGAGGAGGUUGCUCUGAGAUGCUGAUGGCUGAUGCUGUGAGCAAACUGGCAGCCAAAACCCCUGGGAAGGAGGCUGUAGCCAUGGAGGCCUUCGCUAAGUCUCUCAGACAGCUGCCCACUAUCAUUGCUGACAAUGCUGGUUAUGACAGUGCGACCUUGGUAGCUCAGAUGAGAGCAGCCCACACAGAAGGCAGACACACCAUCGGCUUGGACAUGCAAGGCGGUCGUAUCGGGGACAUGGUCAAGCUGGGCAUCACAGAGUCGUACCAGGUGAAGAGACAAGUGCUCAUCUCCGGAGCUGAGGCGGCUGAGAUGAUCAUGCGAGUGGACAACAUCAUCCGCUCAGCGCCGCGGCAACGCAUGCCCGACCACAGGCACCAUUGAUGACUCACAGCUCCGCUUAGUUGCGAUCAUUUCCUCUUUUGUCCCCUUGGCUUUGUGGCUUCACUUUUUACCUCUCAUUGCUACAUCAUGUCUAGGUUUUUGUUUUUUUCUACAUUGUGUAAUUAGUUGCUUCUGAAGGCUUUGUGGCAAAACAAUUUAUAUCCAAGAGGUGAAAAGUGUCAAAGGGCUUAUUGAUUUUUUUACAGCCAGUUGGCUGUUGAAGAAAAAUGUUGAAUCAGAAGAGUACAAAACCAAUGGUCACAGCUAGCUUUGUGUGACAAAAAUGUUAUGAAGUUAAAGAUCGAGCUUGCUGUCUAAAGGGAAAAGUUUGGAAUUUGAAAUUUCAAAUGUUGGUAAUAAACCAUUUUAUCACAAAGCCUUUUAUCUGUCCAUGAACAAAAAAUUAAAUAAUGUGUGACUUUUCAUUUUCUGAACUUGUGUGUAUGUUGUUAGAGACAAAUACCAUAAGUGGUAAGUGUGAUAUUCAGAAGGGAAAAAAGGGUGCCAAUCUUGUCUCAUUAGCAGCUUUGCAUUAUUUCACAGGUUUAUUUGUCUUGACUCGGAGGAGAACAGAAAAGUCAAUACCAUUUAGAAUGUAGUACAAAAUGUACAAUUUUUAAUGAUUAAGUACAUGUACGUACCGGUAUACUGUGAAUCACAGUGGUUUCUGCUAGGUCCAGUUAGUUAUGUGUGGAGUUUAUUGGUAAGAGAUUGGAUCCACAAUUGAGAACACGGGAAUAAGUUGUAGGGUCUAAUAGCACAGACAGUGGUGUGAAACGCUUGAGUGACUGACAUGAACGUGUGUUUUUUUACCUGUAUUAUAUUUAUUUCAUCGGUCAGUUCAUGCAAAUCUUACGAAAUAAACGAAGUGUUCUUAAG